Messenger RNA from Papaver somniferum (opium poppy), 1206 nucleotides. RefSeq lists its product as uncharacterized. The record is from RefSeq and is a predicted model, not a curated record. NCBI's taxonomy places the organism in Eukaryota, Viridiplantae, Streptophyta, Magnoliopsida, Ranunculales, Papaveraceae. Bases 1 to 1206 code for a protein of 401 amino acids. Gene Ontology annotation, molecular function: RNA-DNA hybrid ribonuclease activity; nucleic acid binding. The transcript has a single exon.
AUGAAGGUGGCCGAUUUGCUAAGUAAUGGGAAUUGGUCUAUUCCUCCUGAAGCUCAAAGUAUUUUUUCUGCUCUUAAUCUCCCUGAAGGUGGAAAUGAUGAAAUAAUAUGGAAUGCAUCUCUCUCUGGAGAAUUUCUUGUUUCAGCUGCAGUUAAUAAAAUGAGAUUUAAAGAAGGCAAUGUUAGAUGGUCAAAAUACUUAUGGAAUUCUUAUCUUCAUCCAAGUAUUGCUAGCAAUGUAUGGAAGCUAAUUUAUGGGCUUUAUAUGGAUGAUGAAAAAAUGGUUAGUCAUGGUUAUGAUAUGGUAUCUCAAUGUUGCAUUUGUGAAAAUGCUGAGCAUAACAUGCACCAUCUGUUCUGGGAAUGUGAUUUUAGCUCAAACACUUGGAAUUGGUUGGUGGGCACCUUUCAGUUUGCAGUUCCUACAUCUUUUGAAGACAUUUGGAAAAGUGCAAUAAAUAAAAGUCCAUUGGUUCAGCAAGUCUGGAUCACAACAGCAUGCAGUACAAUGAAGGAGUUGUGGUUUCAGAAAAAUAGAUUUUUUUUUGACAAUAUUAAGCCAAACAUCUCCUCCUUCAAUAAUAGAAUAAUGAAGAUGGUUUUUGAAGGUGGCAUGAGAAUAACAUGGAGCAAAUGGAACCAUAUUUAUGAUCUUAAUCUAAUUACUUUCUUUAAUAUGAGUCCAAGGAAAUCUAAGAUUCAGUUUAUUAAGCCUUGUUAUUGGUUUGCUCCUGAAGCUGACUUUACUCUAUUUUACUGUGAUGGAGCAUCUCUUGAAAAUCCAGGUGCAGGUGGUCUGGGAGUUGUGGUUAGAAAUCAUCUUUGUCGGGUAAUGGGUGCAAUUUCUGGUGGUUUAGGCACUGCCACAAAUUACAUACCAGAAGUAUAUGCAGUUGUGGUAGCUGCUGAAUUAGUUGUUGAUUGGGAGCUUCAGAAGAUUAUCAUUCAUCCAGACUCAAAAACUGUGCUAAAUCAAUUUGCCUGUAAUCAAAUUCCUUGGUUUAUAAAGGUCAGAUGGUACAAUGUAGUUAAAAAUCUCAUUGUGAUCAGAUUAGCUCAUUGCUUUAGAGAAAUCAAUUUCUCAGAUGAUUGUGCAGCUAAAAGAGGAGCAAGACUGUUAGUAGGUGAAAUAAAUAUUUACAUUGGAAGACCUUCCUGGUUAGGAAGAGUAGAAACGCUAGAGGUAGUGUAUUACAGAUUCUGUUAA